Molecule: messenger RNA, 1259 nt
Organism: Eucalyptus grandis
Lineage: Eukaryota; Viridiplantae; Streptophyta; Magnoliopsida; Myrtales; Myrtaceae
Exons: 2
Coding region: 1-972 (323 amino acids)
Source: RefSeq, a predicted model, not a curated record
AUGUCCAAAAUCAGCGGCUAUGCGUUUCUCGCUGUACUAGCAUUUUUGGUGGGACGUUCAGUUCAACAGGUUUGGUUCGAGGGCUACGUCUUCUGCAACCGACCAGGGACUCGCUGCUUUCCACAGACAUUUAAAUGCCCAGAUGAAUGCCCAGAGAGCCCAUAUGAACCAUUUCAAAGGUCUAGAAAAGGUUGCUAUGUGGACUGUGAUUCGCCCACUUGCGAUUCCCAAUGCAGAAAUCGCAAGCCAAACUGCAUCGGACUUGGCUCCGCAUGCUACGAUCCUCGUUUCAUUGGCGGAGAUGGGAUUGUAUUCUACUUCCACGGCAAGACCAACCAAACUUUCAGUUUAGUUUCAGACCCUGCCCUCCAAAUCAAUGCUCGCUUCAUUGGCCAUAGACCAGCCGGUCAAGCCCGAGAUAACACAUGGAUUCAAGCACUCGGAAUCCUCUUCAACUCCCAGUCCUUCUCCUUGGAAUCAACAAGAGCUGAGACUUGGGAUGAUCAGUUUGACCAUUUGAUUUUCUCUUACAAUGGAAAUGUAAUAGAAAUGCCACAAAACUCUAUGUCCAGAUGGUGCUCUGAGGCAAAAGACAUAAAGGUUGAGAGAGUAUCAAGCAAGAACAGUGUAUCAGUGACCUUAAAAGACGCGUGUGAGAUUAUGGUGAACGUGGUUCCUAUUACAAAAGAAGAUGAUAGGAUUCACAGAUAUAUGUUGCCUUCUGAUGAUUGCUUUGCUCACUUGGAAGUGCAGUUUAGGUUUUUUGGCCUGUCGCCAAAGGUGGAAGGUGUGCUUGGACGGACUUAUCAGCCCGAUUUUGUGAACCCAGCAAAGCCCGGUGUGGCUAUGCCAGUUGUGGGAGGCGAAGAUAAGUAUAGGACUACUUCACUUCUCUCUGCAGAUUGCAAGCUUUGCAUUUUCGUUCCUGGAAGUGAUCACGAGGACCGAGAGAAGUCAUUGGCAAUUAAAUAGAAUGUCACAUGGGACUGCACCAGAGGUGUCUCCACCAGCUCUGGCCAUGGCAUAGUUUGCAAAAAACGAAUGUCCUCAUCAUAUAUUACCGUCAGUUGUUAUCUUUACAAAAAAUGUCAGAUGCUUCUGCUUUGCCCCUAAUUAUCCAACUAAGGGAAGGAAUAAAAAGCCUAGUACCGAAAAGUCGCAUCUCUAAUUCACAUUGUUUUGCCUUACUUCUUUGCGUCUCUUGUACACAUGAUGUUGUACUUUUUCUGUGACAGUCUUACAAUGAUCCUCAAACUAUU